AUGGUCGUUGAGAAAGGAAACAAGAUUUUCAUUCCUGUAGACCAGCUUACCGCUACUGAGGUCGAGGUUGAGUGGGCCAAAUAUUCUUCCCGCCGUUCUGAACACUACUACGCUGUUUUAUUUUUCAACAUAGAUCAGAGUAACGAGGAGAGCGUCAUUUUCAUUCAGAAAAGCUAUCUCGAUACUCUGAAAAGCAAGCAACUCCCUGGAGAUGACUUGACCUUACUUGUUGAUGAUUCUUUCCAAUAUGGUCAGAACAAUGAGAAGACUAAGCGUUGGUUGGUAUUCCACAACAAGAGAAACGAAGCACUCGAGGUCAGGAAACAUAGGUUUGGGUAUUUUGCGCUAUAG
This is a messenger RNA of Fusarium poae, 351 nucleotides long. RefSeq lists its product as uncharacterized. Bases 1 to 351 code for a protein of 116 amino acids. Lineage: Eukaryota; Fungi; Ascomycota; Sordariomycetes; Hypocreales; Nectriaceae. The record is from RefSeq and is a predicted model, not a curated record. The transcript has 2 exons.